This is a messenger RNA of Zea mays, 923 nucleotides long. RefSeq lists its product as uncharacterized. Bases 39 to 650 code for a protein of 203 amino acids. The record is from RefSeq and is marked predicted. Lineage: Eukaryota; Viridiplantae; Streptophyta; Magnoliopsida; Poales; Poaceae. The transcript has 2 exons.
UUUCUGAGCACCAAUCUUACGACUGCCUUGCCUUUGGCAUGUCUCUAAUUUCGACAGCUUCGAUACUCCUCCUCCUCCACGCCUGCUCCCUGUCCCUGCUCGCCGCCGCAAGAGUCCCCGACCCGGUAGAACAUGGCGACGUGAACACGGCGAUGCUUACCAACGGCUCGGCCUCGGCGACGCCGUCGUCCCCUGACAGCAGCAGCAACGGCAACUUCGACAUGUACUUCUGCUUCCUCUGCUCGGGGCGCGACCCGCUGCUCAUUCACCACUGCCCCAUCUACUGGGACGAGUGCCACCUCAUCUGCGACGAUGACAUGUCCACCGCCACUCCUACUCCACCUGCUGUUGCAGUGUCGUCGUCGUCGUCGUCCCGCCCCGUCCCCAUGGUGCAGGUGCAGGGCGAUGAUGACUGCUACGUCAUGAAGCUCUACAUGUCCGGCCGCUACGUCAUCGUCGAACACCGGCCAUGCAAAUACAUCGCCUGGUGCUUCCUCACCUGCGGCGGCGGGGAGCUGGCGGCGGCCGACCGGAAAGCCGUCACGGCCACUGCGAUCCAGGGGACCUCUCUGCCUGCCGAGCUAUGCGGCACGCAGGUGGUCAAUGCUCCACCAUCUGCUGCCGCUGGUGGUGCGCACCGACGGCGCUAGCUGCCUACUUAUCCGCGAACUAAGGAAGGCCCUAGAAGCAAGAGUACCUACUGCAAAGCGCUAUGAAGAGCUCUACCAUGUCACAUCACACUCGUUGUUAUGACACACCAGAGGUGUGCACUAUAUAUGACACAACAACUACAGUAAGACGGUAGUAGUUGGACGAGUGGGGCUAGACGUCUAGACAGAGAUGUAAGUCUCUAAUCUCUUGUGCUAUAAAAGAGAAGUGUAGAGCAACAUAGAAACAGUUUGUUAACAUCACUAAUGUGCUAA